AUGACCUCUGAUGCAGAGUUUCUCACAAAAAAGUUUGGCAAACAAGAUGAAGAAGUUCUUGCAGAAUGGUCUUCAAUUAGGCAGACAUUUAAUCUGACUUCAGAGACUCUUUUAGCAAAGUGGGAAGCCCACGAUAUGUCCAUGGGCAACAACUCAAAUACACUUUCUCACGCGUCACUCCAAGACUUGCAAAAAUCUCUGCAACGGGCAUUGGAACGAUCUGUAGGGAACAGUGGAUCUGGAUCAGCAGCUUCUACUCCGGUACCGAAACAAAGAAUAACUCCAAGAGUCACUCCAAGAUCACUCCAUAGCCCAGCUUCAGGUAUUUUGGGAUCACUACUACCCAUGAAACGAGCAGCACAGGAAUCGCCAACAAAACAAGUCAAGACACCAAGAGUAUCGUUUGGAUCACCUACUAAACUGGAAAGUCCACAUGCAAAACCUCCAUCCUCAGCUACUCCUCUGAAAUCUAGUAUUAAACAACCGGCUAUAUUUUCGCGAUCAGGAAAGGGUAAGGUCGUUGAGGUUUUGAACGACCACCUUGAUGAGAUUACAGAAUCUUCAAACCAGCCCGAUCUGCGGGUCAAUGUAGAUGUGAAAAAGUUCAACUACAAAACCAUGUACCAAAAGCUUUCUGAUAUUGCAGAGUACCUCGAUGAGCAAAUUGAAACCAUAACAGCUGCUGUGCAAGAAGCUCAUGACAUUGAACCAUCUGAGUUUGGCAACCCGGCUACUAUUUCUCAAACUGAGAUUGUAGUUGUGGGUCGUAUUCUUCCAGAAUCCCCGAUUGAUGAUAAGCUUUCGACAGUGCACUUGCAGGCCGGCCGUCGAGUGGGUGCCGGCUCGCGAGUGCCUUUAAGAUUCCCCGAACACCUCGAAUGUUUUUUUUAUCCUGGUCAGAUAGUUGCUGUACGCGGGUCGAAUGCAAGUGGAUCCUAUUUUGCAGUUACUGAAAUUCUCGACAUUCCGCUGCUACCGCCGGCGGCAUCUCCCAUGGAUGUACUGACAAAAUAUACACUCAACACUGCAUCGAACGGACUUAAAAUUAUGACCGUGGCAGGACCAUACACUUACCAAACAGACUUAGACUUUGCGCCGCUUGAAUAUCUAAUUUCGCUGAUUAACGACCACAUUAAGCCCUCAGCUGUGAUUCUUUUGGGGCCCUUUGUGGAUGUGUCUCACCCAAUGGUUGUCGAAGGUAACUUUACUGUUCGCAACCCACGCACAGGCCUCGCAGAUGAAUCAGCCACGCUUGAUGGGCUUUUCAAGUAUGCCAUUUCCGAACGCAUCAAGCGAAUCCAUUCAGACAUUUCUGUAAUCAUGAUUCCACAUGUUCGCGAUGCUGCAGCUAGCCAUGCUGCGUUCCCACAACCUCCACUGAGCCGCCGUGACUUGGGGUUGCCCAAAAACGUGCACUGCCUCCCCAACCCUGCCACCUUUUCUCUCAACGAAGUUGUGAUAUCAGCCUCGUCCCAGGAUGUAAUUUUCGACAUUGCAAGGACUUCAGUGCUUAUCAAUUCCAAAGAGUCCAAGAUUGGUGCAUCAAUGGGGGCUCUCUUGGGUCAACGGUCGUUGUAUCCGCUGUUCCCUGGAUGUACAGAAACCUCUAAAGUUGGUAGCAGCUUUGAAAUCACCACAGGAAGCAUGCUGGAUGUGCCAUAUAUGGGACUUGCGGAGUUUAACAAGGCCUUGCCUGACAUUGUGAUUUCGCCGUCACGUAUGAAGAGUAUGGCGCAGAUUACAAGCAACGUCAUCAUGGUAAAUCCUGGGUUUGCAUCUCGCCGUGAGAGUCCUGGCGAAUACGCCAUUUUUUCAAUUCAUCCUUAUGAGAGUGAGACCCAGCAAGUGGAUGAGGACUACGUUACGAAUGACGUCUACAAGCGUGCUCGGGUAGAGAUUGUAAAAGUAUAG
Messenger RNA from Magnusiomyces paraingens, 1911 nucleotides. RefSeq lists its product as uncharacterized. Gene Ontology annotation, molecular function: DNA binding. The transcript has a single exon. Bases 1 to 1911 code for a protein of 636 amino acids. Gene Ontology annotation, biological process: DNA replication; DNA replication initiation. The record is from RefSeq and is a predicted model, not a curated record. NCBI's taxonomy places the organism in Eukaryota, Fungi, Ascomycota, Dipodascomycetes, Dipodascales, Dipodascaceae. Gene Ontology annotation, cellular component: alpha DNA polymerase:primase complex.